AUGAAGGACACAACAGGUCCAUCGGUAAUCAGCCCCACCAAUAAACCAGUCAACGGCGAGUUUGCUUAUUGGUCUGACAAUGAAGGGUCGGAGUCCGUUGAGUCGGCUCCCGACUUUUCGGCACCAUCGAAUUCGGACCAACCUCCUACUGAAGUGGUUGUGGGGAAGUCACCUGCCCCAGCUCAGCGGCCCAAUGACCCCUCGGCAACAGUAUUGAUCGACUCUCACUUGUCGAAGACUGAGCCUCCCAACCCUCCUCGACCUGCAGCUCCUCUGUCCGUGAAGAAGCAACUCACUUAUGUUGCCGCCUCACAGAAGAAGGCUGCUAUUCGGACCAAGUACCUCUCUGAAGAAAUGAAAGCCCGUGAAGUGACACAGAUGAAUUUGACUGG
This is a messenger RNA of Cylindrotheca closterium, 392 nucleotides long. The record is from the annotation of a GenBank genome assembly. Lineage: Eukaryota; Bacillariophyta; Bacillariophyceae; Bacillariales; Bacillariaceae.